AUGAGUGGUCGCGAGCGCAGUAGAAACCGAACCUGGUCGUUGGAUUCGGACCUUGACUCGCGUGCGUCCCAGACAGUGGGCAGUUCGGCAGGGGGUCUUGAGGAGGACAAGGAGGUCGCCUCGCAAGCUGUCCUGUUCUUCAUCAAUGGUUCGAGGAGAGGUGCAGUGCACCUGUGCUCGAGUAUAGCCGAGAUACUGCGCGAGAAUCAACGUCUGCACAGGACCGUAGAGGUCCAGAGGGUCCGAAUAGAGGAGCUGAUGUGCUCUCUGUCCACUGCUCCGGCUGCUCCCGUGGGUCCAUCAGAUUCCAACAGAUCCCAGACCAACUCCACCUCUCCCUUCUCCUGCCUCCCCUCCAUCUCUCUCGCCGCCGCCUCCUCCCCUUACCUCCCCUCUCCCCCAGCCAGUCACCACACCCCCCUGCCUCCCUCCUCUGGUCCCCCUUCACAACCUCACCCCUCAGAGGAGACAGUCAGGAGGAGGGAGAAGGGCAACCUGUCGUCUGAGCAGGGUGGACAGACAUCGGACCGAAAACACACGCUGAAGAAAAGAGAGAAAGUCCUAAGGAGAAGUGCCUCAUGUGGACCUCUGAGGGGAGAGAUGGACGAGACAAAAGAGGAGGAGAGGUGGUGUCUGGCCCCAGACUGUCCUGACUCCUCGUCCACAGUCCAAGCAGCAGGAGGGCUGGACCCCAGGGCAUUAACCACCAGGAAGAAGCACCGUCUGUGUGUGAAUGACCGUGUAGUGCUGGAGAGAAGGAGGCGAGGAGAGGAGAGGAGAAGAGGAGCUGUGAGGUUUAUCGGACCACUGGAAAACACUGAGUCUACAGACAUCUAUAUCGGAGUGGAAUUGGACACAUCCAGUGGAGAAAAUGAAGGCAGUCUCCAUGGUAACAGGUACUUCAGGUGUAAGCCCAACCAUGGAACAUUCACCACCAUCACGGGGAUCAGAAAGCUCUCUCAAUCAUCCCGCUUCAAACCUCCAGAGGAGGGUGACUCUAGUGACUCUGGGCCGGGGAGCUCUGCAGUGGCAAUGGGGAGGAGCAGCCAGAGCGUUGGGAGUAGGAGCAGGAAAGGGCUCAGAAGGACCUGGAACCAGAUGGACAUUAGAGCUCAGGUCCAUUCAGAGCCAGGAGGACCCAGAGACAAGACUACAGUGGAGAACCCUGGACUGGACUGACAUUGCGCCAUCACAUACCCCUGGACUGGCCUGGCACUCCUCUCCUAAUCACUCAAUCCACAGCCUUACAUUUUCCCCUUUCUCUCCUGAUGAGUGUAUACUCACUAGACAACAUGCUGAAGAAGCCUUCUUCAAUCUUCCAGCAUGUAACUAUAGAGAAAGGACUUGUUUUAGUAUAGGCAGCGCCAUUGAGGACUUCAACUGGGUGGGACCUCCUAUGGGUUAAGGAAGGAUCAGAUUAUUCCAUCCAGGUCAUCAGGAGGGAUCAGCCAAUGAAUUAUACUAGUGAGGAAACAUUCCAUAACUCCAGGUGGCAGUAAAUCUCCAACCUUGGCUUUUUAUCUGUUCAAACAACACACUCUAGGUGGCAGUAUGCACCCUUUUUGCCAUCUCGUAGAUGAAAGUUGAUUAGUUCAAAAUGGAGAUGCUCACAGACGCCAUAAUGGAACAGAUAGAAUGAUGCGAUGUUAUUCAAGUCUAUGGUUGUAACUGACCUCCCAGCCUUUUGACAAAUGGCAUCUGUCUGCCAUGCUUUCAUCAGGUGUAACUGACCACUACUGCAUCUGACCGAUCCAAGUCUUGGAUCAGGAAAAACUUUUAUAGAUAAACGUGUGUUGUCUGUGGGAGACAUUAUGCGCACAAACCAAAGGCGGCGACCUUGGUAGGGCAAUCUUUAUUGCAUAUGAAUGACAGGACCUGACAUUGCCUCCCAUUCAUUCUCGUAUCUGUAUGUAUCAGACAGUGGUGAAACCUGUUUACAUGGUGUUGAACUGCUGUGGCUCCUGCUUUAUGGUCUGCCAUGAUGUUCACACUAAGCCCAAUCUGAAACACAAGUGGCGUCUGUUUAACGCUCCACAGUCUUCCAAUAUAAACACUUUACAUUCGGCACACUACCAAUAUGCUGUAAUAACUCCUUAUGACACCUGUUAUGUCAGUGUUACGCAGGCCUUAUGACAGACUUCAAGUAAAGUGUUAGUGAACAGAAGAGAGCCUUCAUCAAACUGCGCUUUUCCUUCAUAUAUGUCAUGAACAGUUUUAUACAACUUUAUAUAUAUAUAUAUAUGACACAUGGUUUCCAGACUACUAAUAAACAUUGCUGUGGUAAAACAUUUUGAC
Messenger RNA from Salvelinus namaycush (lake trout), 2295 nucleotides. RefSeq names its product CAP-Gly domain-containing linker protein 4-like. The transcript is spliced from 9 exons. The record is from RefSeq and is a predicted model, not a curated record. The coding region runs from base 1 to 1179 and encodes 392 amino acids. Lineage: Eukaryota; Metazoa; Chordata; Actinopteri; Salmoniformes; Salmonidae.